GCGUCGACGGGCCCGAAGAGUUGUGUGGCGGCGCGCUCUUCGAAAUUUCCGCGCGUAUUUUCGCUACGACGGAUCGCUUGUUGGUGCGACGAAAGUGAACAAAUAUUGCACAUCGCAUUCGUUAGUUUUUUUUUUGGUGAAAUGGGAACUUUUUCGAGAAGAGUUUGUAGAACUUUCCUUGAUGCUGAACGUUAUAAUGAAGUCAGUUUAAUUGAAUAAAGGUUUAGAUACCGCGUGAACGAUGGCAGGCUCCUCCGCAGUGCCCGAUGUGAGGAACACCGGCUAUUUCUUGGAGUUCCUUCUGAAAAACAACAACGAAUUUCAUCAAGCGAGUCACGACGUCAUAACCACGAUUUCGCCAUUAUUUUUACGACCGGCAGACGACUCAAACCACAGUUCAUGGUGGACAUCAGCAAACGUCAAUGCAUCCAGACCUCUCAAAAGAGAAUUAAAUUCCUUCUACUUUUAUAAGGCCGAGCAGUUCACGGUGCUUUGGGUACUUUUCACCAUGAUUGUGCUGGGCAAUUCUGCGGUCCUAAUCGCACUUUUCGUCAGCAAAAGUCGAAAAUCUCGCAUGAAUUUCUUCAUCAAACAACUCGCUAUAGCAGAUCUUUCAGUGGGCCUGAUAAACGUUUCAACGGACAUCGCUUGGAGGAUAACGGUGGCUUGGCAUGCUGGAAAUGUACUUUGCAAACUGAUUCGCUUCCUGCAAGCGGUAGUAACUUAUUCAUCUACCUACGUACUUGUUGCAUUAUCCAUUGACAGAUACGACGCUAUCACGCACCCUAUGAACUUCUCCGGUAGCUGGAAACGAGCCAGACUGUUGGUGAUAUUGGCGUGGAUGGUUAGCAUAUUGUUUUCACUACCAACGAUUUUUCUGUUCGAAGAAAAACCCAUCGAAGAUAUCCCGCAAUGUUGGAUAGACCUGCUGCAAUGGCAAUGGAAAGUUUACAUGACGCUGGUGGCUUUAGCACUGUUUGUGAUUCCCGCUUUGAUUAUUAGCGCCUGUUAUGCCGUUAUAGUUUGGACUAUAUGGACGAAGAGCAAAUUGCUCAUUCCCAUGGGCCACAUACCGAUUCGACAAAGUGAAGACCACAGGGACAUUCCUCCGCGAAUAUUCCACGACGACCACGAUUGCCGCCGGGCAAGUUCCAGAGGUAUAAUUCCACGUGCCAAAAUAAAGACUGUCAAAAUGACGUUCGUCAUCGUAUUCGUAUUUGUUGUUUGUUGGAGCCCCUACAUAAUAUUCGAUUUGCUUCAAGUAUACGGACACAUUCCCAAAACCCAGACGAAUAUUGCUAUAGCGACACUCAUUCAGAGUUUAGCACCCUUGAAUUCGGCCGCCAAUCCAGUCAUCUAUUGUCUCUUUUCGACGCACGUAUGCGGCAAUUUGAGAUGCAGCAAAAUACUAAAACAUUUAAACUUCGAUCCGUGUAGACACAUUCCUCCGUUCACUUGGUUAUCGAAUUGCCUGUCUAUGUGCAUGCCGGCGACGUCCUGCUUGGGCCACGAUAUUUCCACCACCACGGGCACCGUCACCACCACCAUGACCAAUUCCUCCAGGAGGUCCACCUCGGCCACGUCGCUGCGGCACACGAUCAGGCUGCAGCCGGCCCUGCACAACGGCCACAAAGUCGCCAUUUCCGUUGUCUAGUCAAAUUGAAAUGAUUUUGUCCAUGUAUUCGAAAUAAAAUUCGGAUUUUCCGUUUGCGUAUUGAAAUGAUGUACUCACACAGGGCGUUUUAUUGCUACAAAAAUUUAUUGUUGUAAUUCGUUUGAGCUCGGAUUGACGACCAAGUAAGAUAUAUUUACAUGUUAUAAAACUGUAUAGGUAGAGGUCAUGAAAGAGCUACAUAACUAAUAGAUUUGGGUUAUUCAGGACAUACUUAGCGAAGUUUGUAUAAAUAGCGAUGAAACGCCCUAUAGAUGCAUCGGAAAAGUGAUUUCUGUAAUUAGGUAUAAAGUAAAUGUUUGUUAAAUUUUUUGAUUCGAAAUAGGAACUUCCAGUUCACAUUGUUAAUGGUGUAGUUAAGUUUCAACAAUCGAAACAUGUUCGGAGAAAAUUAUUUAUUGAAGUGGUGCACAAUACGUUGUCGACUCUCCAAUAAAUCGAUUUUUCAGUCUAAUUUACAGUCAAUAUCAAUCAUAGUGCACUGCAGUAGUCGUACUCACAGUAAAUACGGGUUAAUUAGUUGUUCGUCACCUGCUUUAUUUAUUUUAUUCAUUGCUCUACAAGUAAGUUUUCGUUGAAGAAAAUUACAAACCGAUGAAGUGUAUAUUAUAUUAGAAAGUUUUUGUAAAGUUUUAGUCGAAAUACCUACAUACAUAUAUGUUGUACAUUGCAAGAAAAAUUAUUGUAUUAUUGUAAUACUGUAAUAAAAAAUGCUGUUACCG
Molecule: messenger RNA, 2394 nt
Organism: Phyllotreta striolata
Lineage: Eukaryota; Metazoa; Arthropoda; Insecta; Coleoptera; Chrysomelidae
Source: the annotation of a GenBank genome assembly